Messenger RNA from Archocentrus centrarchus (flier cichlid), 3112 nucleotides. RefSeq names its product protein O-mannosyl-transferase TMTC1-like. Bases 1 to 1134 code for a protein of 377 amino acids. Gene Ontology annotation, biological process: protein O-linked glycosylation via mannose; RNA processing. The record is from RefSeq and is a predicted model, not a curated record. The transcript has 10 exons. Lineage: Eukaryota; Metazoa; Chordata; Actinopteri; Cichliformes; Cichlidae. Gene Ontology annotation, molecular function: mannosyltransferase activity; protein binding.
AUGCCAGUGUCCAUGUCCAGCAACAGGAUGAGGUUAUACCCCCAACAUGCCAGCGCCAUGAACAAUCUUGGCACUCUGACUCGCAGCCCCGAGGAGGCAGAGAUAUACUACAGGAAAGCACUGGAAACCAACCCCCAGCACAACCGAGCUCUGUUUAAUCUAGGAAACCUCCUCAAGUCUCAGGGGAAGGAGAAAGAAGCUGAGUCUCUACUCAAGGACUCAAUUCGCUUUGGUCCACAUUUCGCUGAUGCCUACUCCAGUUUGGCAUCACUCUAUGCUGAACAGAAACACUUUGUUGAAGCCAAUGAAGUGUAUUUAAAAGGUAUAGAGAACUGCCCCGACAGCUCUGACCUGCAUAACAACUAUGGGGUAUUCCUGGUGGAUACAGGAGAAGGGCAGCGGGCAGCUGCCCACUACCAGCAAGCCGUACGGCUCAAACCAGCACAUUAUGUUGCCAUGGUAAACCUGGGCCGUCUGCUCCGAUCAUCCAAUGAGAACAAAGAAGCUGAGUCUUGGUACAAAAGGGCGCUGCAGGUGACGAGGAAGGUGGACAUUCUGACACCACUUGGAGCACUGUACUACAACACAGGUCGCUACGAGGAGGCCUUGCAGGUGUACAGAGAAGCUGUGGCCCUGCAGCCAGAGAGCACUGACAUCUGGCUGGCUCUGGCUCAGGUUUUAGCCAUGGCUGGUCGUACCAAAGAGGCAGAGAGGAUGACGCUGGACAUCAUAUCCAGAGAAGGCAGCUGCAUAGAAUGUUACCGCCUCCUUUCUGCUAUCUACAGCAAGCGUGGCAACUACACAGAGGCUCUGGAGGCUCUAGACAGGGCCCUGCAACAGAAUCCCAGUGACCUAACGGUGAGAGCAGAGCUGUAUUUUUCCAAAGGAAACCAGCUCAGAGAGAUGAACCAGCUGGACCGAGCAUUCGAGAGCUACAAGCUGGCUGUCGAGCUCAAACCAGACCAGUCACAGGCCUGGAUGAACAUGGGAGGAAUUCAGCACAUCAAGGGAGACUAUGCAGCAGCCAGGAUGUACUACCAGCGGGCUCUCCUUCUCAGUCCCGGUUCCAAACUUCUGAAGGAAAAUCUAGCCAAGCUGGACCGACUGGAGAGGAGACUGACAGGGGGAGGAUAGGCUACCACAGUGCCAGUACCACUGCGCUAUCCCAAACAUGGGUCAGGGGGAACAAAGGCCCCCUCUGUAGCCCAAACACCAGCCACCAGCCACCAAGGCUGUUGAAAAAAAUAAGUCUGUUACAAAACAGGCUGCUUUUGUGAGAGAAGAAGCAGGGUGAACCAGUGAGGACUGCAAAGAGAUAAACUGCAGGCCUGAAGACUUUCCUUGAGGAUACAGAGGAGAACAACUAGUAGACGCUCUGCGCGCUGCCCUGUCUGCGUCAGCUUUACUUCAACAUGCAAAUAUGCUUUCAACACUUGUUUCAUUUUCUUUAUGGCACUUAAUCAGAAACUUUCAUACAGCGGUCCACCGAUUUGCUUUGUGGAUCUUUCAAAUGCAUCUCAUGCAUUCUCACAAGGAGAAUAUCAGAGUCACACUGCCUCAUGCAACCACAUGUAACUGUGGCUACAAGCUAAGCUGUACUAAGCCACCCUAAGGCAGUUCAAUCUUAGCAGACAUUUUGUGAAUGAAAUCUGUCCAUAAAUGGAUCGGGUUUUGCAUGAGGCCUAUUGAUUAUUACUACUUCAGUCAAGUCUCAAGUCAAGACUAAGUCUGACUGGAUUUUUGGUAACUGUCAAUUUUAGACAUGCCAUAUGAUGAAGGUAACAUCUCGCUUCUGAAACUAGCGUGAACCAGCAGGAGCUCAGCUUCUUGCCUUUCAGUAUCACAGCAUCAAACUCUUCAAACUUACUUUCAGUAGGAUUAUUGUUCUUUGGCACUUCAAAAGGAAACACCUUCGGGACUUUUUUGUUUCUUUCCAAAAUCACUUAGAAAGGAGAAUGCUCUGGUUUCUUUUUAGUGCUUUGUGGCUUUAGAGUUCAUUUAACUGAACUACUCUGAAAUUCAACAUAGCAGCUCUUUGCAGAAACAGUGUCUUCAUUAUCUGACAGUGUAUCCACAGGACACAAAAUGUAGUCCCCUUUCUACAGACUGCAAUAAUUUAUGGCUCCUGCCCUCCAGCAGCUGAUAAGUGUCUGCAGUUUGAACUCUGGAAGCAAUAGUAUCGCUAAUUAUCUGAGCUGCUGUUAGUUUGGUGUUUUUGAUGCUGCUAACUCUGAAUUUCUCUGCAGCAGAGGGAAUUUAUGGCCUGCAGUUUGACUGGCUCCUUGUACAUUUUUCCAUAGUAUAAAUGUACUUAUGAUUGUAUUCUCUGAUACAUUCAUUUAGUCCAACAUCAAAAAUCACAUAGGUGGUGUUAUGCUGUCAUGUUUGCAGCAAUAACAUCCUCUGUCCUCAGACCUUUGACUCAGAUAGAAAAAACCUUCCAAACUGUCUCUGAAAAUAACCAUCAGAGAGUGCAUAAAAUGUUAUAAGGACAUUUGAGAUUAAUAAAAUUAUAGAAGUAAAUUAAUUGUAACUCAUUUUCAGCUUUGCCCAUGACCUCUUUUCAGCUGAGAUAAACAUCACAUGCCUCCAGUGCAUUUGAGCAAGGUUUCAUUCUUGGGCCUCGUGAUUACAUCUGAGGCAGCGCCGUUCACUGAAGAAAGCUGUUGAAAGCUUUGGAAAACUAAAAAGUGGACCUCUUGAUUUUUUGUGUCAAACAAGAGGAAAUAAGGGAAGAAGAUUCAUUUGGAUCCCACUCUGCUGGGAUACCCCAGUAAAUACACAUGUAAAGCUAUCAGAUUGCAACUUGUUAAAUAUUAUUUUGAUAAUAGCUGCUUCCUCUUUGAUUAACCAUAUUUAUCUGGAGUGGAAGAAGCUACACAAGCCUUCAACAAGUAUAAGCUAGUGUAUUGCCUCCUGUGUGGAGCUCCAGCUCAUGACUUCAUAUGUAACAUAACCUCUGAGGAAUGCUGUUUAGCUGAUUGUUGUGUUUUUGUCAACAAUGUUGAUUGUAUUGAGUGAAUUUUGUUGUGGAAUGCCAGUGAGAUGAAAAUUAAGUGAAUAGUGCAGUGACUGGGUUGCACCAAGAAAAUAAAGUAUAUCUUUUAUUAAA